This is a messenger RNA of Neopsephotus bourkii (Bourke's parrot), 2391 nucleotides long. RefSeq names its product SHC binding and spindle associated 1 (gene SHCBP1). Gene Ontology annotation, biological process: fibroblast growth factor receptor signaling pathway. The transcript has 13 exons. The record is from RefSeq and is a predicted model, not a curated record. Lineage: Eukaryota; Metazoa; Chordata; Aves; Psittaciformes; Psittacidae. The coding region runs from base 44 to 2077 and encodes 677 amino acids.
UGGCGCAGUUUGAAAUCUCGGCGGGCGCAGCCGCGCGCGCAGUAUGGCGGAGCAGGGGCCGGCGGGGAGCGCUGCGGAGGCGCAGCGGGAGAGCCGCGACGGUGCCGCGGGCAGCGCUGCCCGGCAGGAGCGCGCCGGGGACUCGAAGCCAGAUCUGCUCCAGGAAGAUGAUGAUUCCAGCAGUAAUUAUGGCAGUGGUGAUAAACCAGGGACUACUUUAGGAAGGACUAUGCCAAAUGGGAAUAUGCGUUUUCCUGAUAUUUUUCACACCAAUUAUCUUUUGUUUUAUGAGCGAUUUAAAGCUUACCAGGAUUAUAUCUUGGCUGACUGCAAAGUUUCUGAAGUGAAAGAAUUCAUAGCUGAGUACCUGGUGAAGGUCCUUGAACCAUCUGGAUGGCAGGCAGUCUGGCGCACUGAUGUGUUUGAUGUCCUUGUUGAGGUUGUUGAUGUGGAGUAUUCAGCUCUGAAAGCAGUUGUGCAACUCAGUGAGCCUUUCCUGUGUGAGUUGCGGGACAGCACCUUUACCUUGGAGUGCGUGCAGGAGCUCUUGGAGCUGAAGGAGGGAAAGAUACUACUGCAGGAGCUGUGGGUUGUGUAUGACGAGUCAGGAGAGUUAGACAACACAGCACUAGCUGUAGAGCAUGUCAGGUUCUUCUACCAGUGCAUCUGGAGGACCUGGGAUGAGGAGGAGGAUGAUGAUUUUGAUUACUUUGUGCAAUGUGUUGAGCCUCGACUGAAAUUGCAUUAUGACAUCCUUGAACACCGUGUGCCUUCUGAGCUUGUGGCAAAUUACCAGAAAUACUUGUCUCAAUGUGAAGAGCUUUACAGCAAGUUUUUAAAUGUGAGGAACCACCUAUCAAGCAGUGGUUUAGACUCGGAAGUAGAAAAUGUCUCCAUGGUGGAAGGACUAAAAUUGUUUGAGAAAAUAGAGCACUUAAAACGAAAGCUAAAACUAAUUGAGAAUCCUCUGCUGAGGUACGUGUGUGGUUACCCAAAACACAGCAGUCUCCAAGCUAAAGGAUUGAGACCAACAGGUGCCAAGAUCACUCACAUUGUGUCCUCAACCAUGGUGGCAAGUAUGCUGCAGUCAUUGAUAAGGGACAAACUUUGCCCUGAAUCUUGUGGUGAAGAACGAGAAAUACAGUUUCACAAUGAUCCACUGGCAGCUGUAAAUGCCUGUUAUGAAGGAGACAGAGUCAUCAUCUGUCCUGGUCAUUAUGUUGUAGAUGACGAGUUCUGCAUUGCUGAUUCAGUUGAACUAGAAGGCUAUGGCCUGCCAGAUGAUAUUGUGAUAGAAAAACGAGGGAAAGGAGACAACUUUGUUGACUGUACAGGAAACAAUAUAAGGAUCUCCAGUUUGAAGUUAGUGGAGCAUGAUGCUGCGGAGGGGAUUUUAAAUGUCCAUCAUGGGAAAACAACCUUGGAGAAUUGUGUGUUACAAUGUGAAACUGCAGGUGUAACAGUACGAACUUCAGCUGAGCUGUUAAUGAAAAACUCAGAUCUGUAUGGUGCCAAGAGUCCUGGUGUGGCAAUAUAUCCAGGUAGUACGUGCACCCUGUUGGGCAAUGGCAUACACCACUGCAAGGAGGGAAUACUCAUAAAGAACUUCUUAGAUGAACACCAUGACAUCCCCAAGAUAACCAUGAUCAAUAAUAUGAUCCAUAAUAAUGAAGAAUGUGGUGUGGUCCUGGUUAGACCAACAAUGCCCUCUGAUGUGAAUGAUGCUUCAGCAGAGAGAACAAAAGGGAAUACUCAGCCUACCCAGUCAGGCAGCGGGACAGCCUGUGCAGAGGGCUUCAGGCAAGAACUACCACCUGAAUGUUUAACUGAUGAGUUGGAGCUUUAUGAGCAAGCUGAGAUUUCUGAACAAACUGAAAGCAAUUACAAAAUUGCACAUGAACUCAUGGUUACUUAUGCGAAGAGCCAGCUGGAGAAGAGAAGACUGAGUGAACUGGGAAGUACACAAGCUGAUGACAACUUAGUGUCACAGGAAAUGUUUGUUUCUAUUGUGGGCAAUCAGUUCAAAUGGAAUGGGAAAGGAAGUUUUGGUACCUUUCUUUUCUGUCCUGACACCUAAUGGCAUUGCAAUAAGAGAUUAGCAUAAGCUCUUGUUUUCACUGCUGCUUUCGAAGGAGUUAAUCUGUUCUAUUAGCCUUCCAUAAUGUUACUAAAAUGUCACAAAUAUUUAUUAAUAGUAUAUGUGUAUAGUAUGUGGGAACUUUGCUUCCUUGCGGCAAGUAUGGAUAACAUGGUAGGAAACAGAACUCUAGCAUGGAGACUGUGCAUGUAUUCUGCUAAUCUACAGAUGCUGCUGCUUUGCUGGCUCUGAUUAAUUUCUUUUGUGUAUUUAACUUCUCAUUGUACAAAAAAAAAAAAAAAAAAGCCACCCAA